UAUUGCCCCAGUCCUCGUCGAGAAAUUGCGCUUUUUGUCGUUGUCGAACGUUAUCUUUGAUGCCAGCACUGCCACUUUGCGGAAUGGAUAUUCUGCGCUUCGUAGAUCAGACGGAAUGGUGUAUUCUCAUCGAUGAGAUUGAUACAUCAACAAUUGACGUGAUCCUCUUCUCUGGCACGUUUAGAGAUAACCUGGAUCCUUUUGGUGAGCAUGACGAUGCAGAAUGCAUGGAAACUCUGUACCGUGUACAGAUGAUCUCACAGAGCCAGUUCCCUUCGCGACGCACUUCUCAACUGUCGACAUCUGCAGCGUCUCGUCCAGCGUCUGUCCACGAAGACACCACGGAUUCUGUAUCUGCUACAUUUACUGAUGUCGAUGCUACAACCACCGUGUCUUUGGAUACAAAGGUUUCCCCAAGAGGUACCAACUUUUCUCAGGCACAAAAACAGCUGAUCGCGAUGGCAAGAGCUAGCGUCGACUUUGCCACAGAUGCAAAGAUCCAGAAGAUGAUCCGGGAAGAGUUCACGCAAUCAUUACUGUUGAUGAUAGCGCAUCGACUCAGGACUGUGAUUGAAAUUUACGACCAUCUUAUCAUAGCCGAAUUCGAUAUGCGGCUACGCUUGAUACAGCAAGAGGAUGGGAUAUUCUGGAACAUGUAUAUGAAGUCUGGUAGCGUCAGCGAAUGCAAAG
Desarmillaria tabescens is the source of this 690-nucleotide messenger RNA. RefSeq lists its product as uncharacterized. Gene Ontology annotation, cellular component: membrane. Lineage: Eukaryota; Fungi; Basidiomycota; Agaricomycetes; Agaricales; Physalacriaceae. Gene Ontology annotation, molecular function: ATPase-coupled transmembrane transporter activity. Gene Ontology annotation, biological process: transmembrane transport. The record is from RefSeq and is a predicted model, not a curated record. The annotation marks the transcript as partial. The transcript is spliced from 8 exons.